AUGAAAAGACAAGCAACAGAGGAAACAUCUUCAUCUCAUAGUUGUUCAGCAAGUCCAACAACAAAUGAUUCCGAACAGCAACAACAUGUUGAAAAUUCCGAAGCUAAAAAACCAAAACUUGAAACUCUCUAUGAUACUCACCAUCUCAGUAUUCCACACAAUCCACAUUAUUGUCACUUUUGGGAGCAUGACUUGUUUAGAGUCAUGUCAAAAUAUUUCCCACAGUUGAAGGAAUUAAAAGACAAGACUCCAGUGCCAACACCAAAAUCAGAGCAAGAUCAUGAAAUGAUUAGGAAGGCACAGAAGGAAGGAGUUGGACUCUCCGAAAAGGAAAAACACAAGGAGAAACAAUACUAUACGGUUCAGAGAAGAAUGGCCUACUUUUUAAUUGAUGAAAUAUUUAAACAAUCACCAAUUCGUUGUUGUCCAUAUUGUUGGUUAAAUAUUGAUUAUUGCAUUUGUAAACAAAUGGUUUUCCCUUGGAGAGAGAAUAAGCAUUUGGACACAUUUGUUUCAGAACCUUCCGAGGAAUUGAACUCUGUUCGUGAACAUUGUGAGAAGCCAUCUGAAUUACAAUCAGACGAGCCACGUUUAAAGAUUAUUCUACUAAUGCAUGCCAAGGAAUUUUUCAGAAAAUCAAACACUGGAAAGAUUUUGAUGGAUACAUUACCAAAGGGAUUUGUGGAAAUUUAUCUAGUGGAUGUAGAAGCUCAUGAAAUUGAAUUUAAGGAGAAAUAUUAUGGACAAGAGUUGACCUACUUGCUCUUCCCAAGUGAAGAUGCUCUCGAUUUGGAUCAAACACUUGUGGAACAAAUUAAACAAAAGCAAAUGGACCUAUCAAAAGAAAUGUGGAAAGACCAAGAGAACUACUCAACCACCAAUAAGCGACCAAUGAAAAGUAUUAAUCUCAUUAUUGUGGAUAGUACUUGGCAACAAGCCAAGCAUGUUCUCAAAGCUCUCUGCAACAAGAAGGAUCUCCCUAAUAGACUUAAAUUCGAUCAAUCCAAAGUUGUGCAUCUCUAUCAACAAAAGGAACCAAUCUUUAAUUUACUCAGAAAACAAACAGAGAAGGAUCGUACCAGUACUCUGGAAUGUGCCUUAUUAUGCAUGUUCUUGUUUGAUUUGUACAGUUCUGAAUUUAGCAAACCAUUGCUUUAUAAUUUGAAAUUACUUGUUGUGACCAUGCACAAAAUGUGUCACAAGGCACUUAAUUUUAAUGAUUAA
Messenger RNA from Naegleria gruberi, 1224 nucleotides. RefSeq lists its product as uncharacterized. The transcript has a single exon. Lineage: Eukaryota; Heterolobosea; Eutetramitea; Acrasida; Naegleriidae. The record is from RefSeq and is a predicted model, not a curated record. The coding region runs from base 1 to 1224 and encodes 407 amino acids.